CGGGAGUCUGUGCGGCCGCGCCGCGAGAAGCCGGAGGCAGCGCCGGUUCGUCCACACCGCACGCCCAGCCUUCUCCCGCAUGUGCUGGGUCCGAUGCUGUUGGAGAUGAUGUCGCCGGGGUACUCGGAGCUCCAGGACGGCUCUGUGCCGCUGACAGGCGGCGGCGGCCAGCCGGGCGCCCACGAUCACCAGCAGCCGCCCGCCUACCAGAACCAGGCGCAGUUCGAGGCCGACAAGCGCGCCGUCUACGAGCACCCGCUGUUCCCGCUGCUGGCGCUGCUGCUGGAGAAGUGCGAGCUGGCCACGCAGACGGCCGACGUCUGCUCGGCAGAGACGUUCUCCGCCGACGUGCAGGCCUUCAUUCAGCACCAGCAGCGCGACCGCAAGCCCUUCCUCAUCAAUCAGCCGGAGGUGGACGAGCUGAUGAUCAAGGCGAUCCAGGUGUUGCGGAUUCACCUGCUAGAACUUGAGAAAGUGCAAGAGCUGUGCAAAGACUUCUGUAAUCGUUACAUUACGUGUUUAAAGGGGAAGAUGCAGAGUGAGAAUCUGUUGCGCUCGGAUUACUACGACUCACCGGUCAGCUCACCGGGCUCUCACCACAGCAUAAACGGUGCCGCCGAGCAGCUGGUGCAUCACCAGGCAGUCCGCGAUAGGGGGCAGGUUCUAGUCUUGGGUCGCGCACAAACUGGGUCGCCGGAGGAGACGGGGUCGGCGCGCCGGCCGCCCGCCGCUGCUGUCUCGCCCGGUCUGCCCGGCUGCACGGGCAUCAGAUCUCCGUCCUCGCCGAGCACCGACGACGACAGCGACCCUGGCGGCAGGAAGCAGAAGCGCGGCGUGCUCCCCAAACACUCGACGGACGUCCUCAAGUCAUGGCUGUUCCAGCACAUGGCCCACCCAUACCCGAGCGAAGCUGAGAAGCACCACCUGUCGGCGGCCACGCGACUCAGCCUGGUGCAGGUCAACAAUUGGUUCAUCAACGCGCGCCGCCGCAUCCUGCAGCCAAUCCUCGGCCAGAUGGAGGCCAAGGCCAUCGUGGACGCUAGACUCACGGACCAAUCGGGGGACGACACGUCACAAGACGACGGCGGCGGCUCGGCCGGGCUGGGCCCCGCCGACGAGGCGGGCCACCCGGCCGUCACGUGACCUCGGCGCGCCGCCCGGCCCCCGUCCCCUCCGGACGACCCAGUUUGUGCCAUGGACAGAGCGCCGGCGCGCGGACGCGGCCAGUGAUAGCGGUGUGACGCGCGCGCACGGACUCGCGCAGCGGGCGGGGCGCGGACGCAGAACUCGG
Molecule: messenger RNA, 1291 nt
Organism: Pollicipes pollicipes
Lineage: Eukaryota; Metazoa; Arthropoda; Thecostraca; Pollicipedomorpha; Pollicipedidae
Product: homeobox protein PKNOX2
Exons: 8
Coding region: 94-1143 (349 amino acids)
Biological process (GO): regulation of DNA-templated transcription
Molecular function (GO): DNA binding
Source: RefSeq, a predicted model, not a curated record